Molecule: messenger RNA, 1161 nt
Organism: Arabis nemorensis
Lineage: Eukaryota; Viridiplantae; Streptophyta; Magnoliopsida; Brassicales; Brassicaceae
Source: the annotation of a GenBank genome assembly
AUGGCGUCGUCUCCGUUGACUGCGAAUGUUCAGGAUACUAAAGCUCCUUCGAGGAAUAGAGUUGAAGAAACUGAGGAGGACAAGCAGAUACAAUUCAAUGAACAAGUUUUUGGAGGAAAUGACUAUGCACCAAAGGUACGGAAACCGUACACGAUAACAAAGGAAAGAGAGAGAUGGACUGAUGAAGAGCACAAGAAGUUUGUUGAAGCCUUGAAAUUAUACGGCCGAGCAUGGAGACGAAUAGAAGAACAUGUGGGCACAAAGACUGCUGUUCAGAUUCGAAGCCAUGCUCAGAAGUUUUUCUCUAAGGUUGCUCGAGAAGCAACUGGAGUUAAUGGAAGCUUGGUAGAGCCAAUUGUGAUACCGCCUCCUCGUCCCAAGAGAAAACCAAUGCAUCCUUACCCGCGUAAGUUUGGGAAUGAGGCAGAUCAAACUAGUAGAUCGGUUUCUCCCUCAGAACGAGAGAACCAAUCUCCAACCUCUGUGUUGUCCACUGUUGGAUCAGAAGCCCUGGGUUCCUCUGAUUCAGAUUCACCCAAUCGAAGCUUGUCCCCGGUUUCUUCUGCAUCACCACCAGCUGUAACUACUGCAACUGCACCUGAAGAGCUUGAGUCUCUGAAGCUGGAGUUGUUUCCAAGAGAGAGACUCUUAAACAAAGAGAGGUCGAUCAAGGAACCAACGAAGCAAAGGCUUAAACUCUUUGGGCAGACAGUUUUGGUAUCUGGUUCAGAGAUGUCCUCUUCUCUAACAAUUUCAACUUAUUGUGAAUCCCCAAUUCAGCCAUUACCACGGAAACUCUCCCGAUCCGAAACAUUCCCCAUAACAAUAAACCCACAAGAAGAACUCAUGAGUUGUUGGAUACAAGUCCCUCCUAAGCAAGAAGAGGUAGAAAACAAAUGUUUAGACUCAGGAAAGGCUCUUCAAAAUGAAGGAUCAUCGACUGGAUCAAACACUGGUUCGGUGGAUGAUACAGGACACACGGACAAGAACUCAGAGCCAGAAACAAUGAUAUGUAAAUGGGAGUUUAAACCUAGCGAGAGGUCUGCAUUUUCCGAGCUCGGAAGAAUAAACUCUGAGUCAAAUUCAAGAGGAUUUGGUCCUUACAAGAAGAGAAAAACGGUAACAGAAGAAGAAGAACAAGAGAUUCGUCUCUACUUAUAA